GCUUCCCUCUGGGGCAUUCUCAACCACAAACAACCACCAGCAGCCCGCCCCGCCCCUCCUUCCCUUGCUAUGAGCUCAGAGCAGCAGGACAAAGUGCUUGGGACCAGGAAAGAGGCCUGAGAGUAGCCAUGGGCUCUGGAGGAGCCGGCUUCCUUGGGGCCUGGUGGCCCCUGCCUCUCCUGCUUCUGCUCGGCUCGGGAGGCAAGGCUCAGGACUUCCCACCUCAGAUUCUAGUCCACCCCCAGGACCAGCUGUUCCAGGGCCCUGGCCCUGCCAAGAUGAGCUGCCGAGCUUCAGGCCAGCCGCCUCCCACCAUCCGCUGGCUGCUGAAUGGGCAGCCUCUGAGUAUGGUGCCCCCAGACGUACACCACCUCCUACCUGAUGGAACCCUGCUGCUGCUGCGGCCCCCAACCCAGGGACGUGCCCACAAGGACCAGGCCCGAUCCACAGACCUAGGCAUCUACACCUGUGAGGCUAGCAACCGGCUGGGCACGGCCGUCAGCCGAGGUGCUCGGCUGUCUGUGGCUGUCCUUUGGGAGGAUUUCCAGAUCCAUCCACGGGACGCAGUGGCCACGGUGGGUAAGCAGGUGACCCUGGAGUGUAGGCCACCCUGGGGCCACCCAGAGCCCACAGUCACAUGGUGGAAGGAUGGGAAACCCCUGGCCCUCCAGCCCGGGCGGCACACAGUAUCCAGAGGUUCCUUGCUGAUGGUAAGAGCAGAGAAGAGCGACGCAGGGACCUAUAUGUGCGUGGCCACCAAUGACGCAGGACGACGGGAAAGCCGGGCAGCCAGGGUGUCGGUCCAGGAGCCCCAGGACUACAAGGAGCCUCUGGAGAUUCUGGCUAUGCACAUUCGGCUGGAAAACGUGACCUUGAUGAACCCGAAACCCACAAAGGGCACCAAGCCUGGGCCUGCUGUGUGGCUCAGCUGGAAGGUGAGUGGCCCUGCUGCGCCUGCUCAGUCCUACACAGCGCUGUUCAGGGCCCAGACGGCCUCGGGAGGCCAGGGAGCUCCGUGGGCAGAGGCCCUGCUGGCUGGCUGGCAGAGCGCAGAGCUUGGCGGCCUCCGCUGGGGCCAAGACUACGAGUUCAAAGUGAGACCAUCCUCUGGCCGGGCUCGAGGCCCUGACAGCAACGUGCUGCUCCUGAGGCUGCCCGAACAAGUGCCCAGUGCCCCUCCCCAGGAGGUGACCCUAAAACUUGGCAAUGGCAGUGUCCUUAUGAACUGGGUUCCACCACCUGCUGAAAACCACAAUGGCGUCAUCCGUGGCUACCAGGUAUGGAGUCUGGGAAACACCUCGUUUCUACCAACCAACUGGACAGUGGCAGCCGAGCAGACCCAGCUAGAGAUUGCCACCCAAACGCCAGGUUCCUACUGUGUGCAAGUAGCUGCGGUCACUGGUGCUGGGGCUGGGGAGCCCAGUAGCCCCGUCUGCCUCAUUUUAGAGCAGGCCAUGGAGCGAGCCGCCCGAGAACCAAACGACCAUGGUCCAUGGACCCUGGAGCAGCUGAGAGCUACCUUGAGGCGUCCAGAGGUCAUUGCCAGUGGGGGUAUUGUGCUCUGGCUGCUGCUGCUGGGCACUGCAGUAUGUGUUCACCACCGGCGCCGAGCUGCGGUGCACCUGGGCCCAGGUCUGUACAGAUAUACCAGUGAGGAUGCCAUCCUAAAACACAGGAUGGAUCGCAGUGACUCUCCCUGGCUGGCAGACACUUGGCAGUCCACCUCUGGCUCUCGGGACCUGAGCAGCAGCAGCAGCCUUAGCAGCCGACUAGGAGUAGACCCCCGGGAUCCACUAGGCUGUCCUCAUUCCUUGAUCUCCUGGGAUCCCCGCAGCCCCGGAGUGCCCCUGCUUCCCGACACCAGCACUUUCUAUGGCUCCCUCAUCACUGAACUGCCUUCCAGCCCUCCAGCGCGGCUGAGCCCCCACGCCCCAACUGUCAAGCGUCUCCCACCCCAGCUGGCCCGGCUCUCCAGCCCCUGGCCCAGUUCAGACAGCCUCUGCAGCCGCAGGGGGCUCUCUUCUCCGCGCUUGUCCAUGGCCCCCACAGAGGCUUGGAAGGCCAAAAAGAAGCAGGAACUGCACCAAGCCAACAGCUCCCCGUUGCUCCGGGCCAGCCACCCCAUGGAGCACUGGGCCUGGGAGCUGGGGAAUAAAGGCUCCAAGAACCUUUCUCAAAGCCCAGGAGCUGCGCCCCAAGCUCUGGUUGCCUGGCGGGCCCUGGGACCACAGCUCCUCAGCUCCUCCAGUGAGCUGACUCGCCCUCUCCCCACAGCAACCCCCUCUUCUCAUGGAGUCCCCACUCAGAAUCAACCGACGCAGCGCUUGGUGGAGCUCCAAGCUCCCCCCUCCCACCCACUGCCAGCAGCCCCCAACCCCAUCCUCAUCCCCUCCAGUCCCCAGGCCUCUUCCCUCUCUGGUCCCAGCCCAGCCUCCAGUCGCCUGUCCAGCUCUUCACUGUCAUCUCUGGGGGACGAUCAGGACAGUGUGCUGACUCCUGAGGAGGUGGCCCUUUGCCUAGAGUUCAGUGAGGGUGAAGAGACCCCCAGGAACAGCGUCUCUCCUAUGCCGAGGGCUCCUUCACCCCCCAUCACCUAUGGGUACAUCAGCGUCCCGACAGCCUCAGAGCUAGCAGACAUAGACAGGGCUGGAGGAGGGGUGGGGUCCGAGGUGAGGGGCUUGUUGUGCCCCCCUCGGCCCUGCCUCACCCCCACCCCCAGUGAGGGCUCCUUGGCCAAUGGCUGGGGCUCAGCCUCCGAGGACAAUGCCCCCAGCGCCAGAACCAGCCUCGUCAGCUCCUCCGAUGGCUCCUUCCUCGCAGAUGCCCACUUCGCAAGGGCCCUGGCAGUGGCUGUGGACAGCCUUGGCUUUGGUCUGGAGCCCAAGGAGUCAGACUGCAUCUUCACAGAUGCUUCAUCGCCUCCUUCCCCCCGGGAUGACGUCUUCCUGACCCCUACCUUCUCCCUGCCCCUGUGGGAAUGGAGGUCAGACUGGCUAGAGGACGUGGAGAGCAACCACCCCCAGCGGCUGGGAAGGGGGCUGCCUCCCUGGCCUCCAGACUCUCAGAUCUCUUCUCAGAGAAGUCAGUGCAGCUUUCCCGUGCCCAAGGCUGGCACUUCCUGGCAUAAUGCCUUUUGA
Pteropus alecto (black flying fox) is the source of this 3137-nucleotide messenger RNA. RefSeq names its product roundabout guidance receptor 4 (gene ROBO4). Gene Ontology annotation, molecular function: protein binding. The coding region runs from base 129 to 3137 and encodes 1002 amino acids. The record is from RefSeq and is a predicted model, not a curated record. NCBI's taxonomy places the organism in Eukaryota, Metazoa, Chordata, Mammalia, Chiroptera, Pteropodidae. The transcript is spliced from 18 exons.